Messenger RNA from Dipodomys spectabilis (banner-tailed kangaroo rat), 1465 nucleotides. RefSeq names its product LIM domain only 2 (gene Lmo2). The transcript has 4 exons. The record is from RefSeq and is a predicted model, not a curated record. Gene Ontology annotation, molecular function: transcription coactivator activity; DNA-binding transcription factor binding. The coding region runs from base 68 to 730 and encodes 220 amino acids. Gene Ontology annotation, cellular component: nucleus. Gene Ontology annotation, biological process: positive regulation of transcription by RNA polymerase II. Lineage: Eukaryota; Metazoa; Chordata; Mammalia; Rodentia; Heteromyidae.
CGGAGCCGGCGGCGGCGCGCGAUCGGGACCGGGUGGCGGUGGCGGCGACGGCGGCGGCGGGACCGGGAUGGAAGGGAGCGCGCUGACUGUCCUUGAGCGCGGAGGGGCGAGCUCGCCACCGGAGCGCCCGAGCAAGAGGAGGCGCCGGAGCGGCGGCGCCCGUGCACCCGAGGGGGUCCGAGUCCCGCCAGCCGGUCAGCCCCGCGCCACAAAGGGAGCGCCCCCGCCGCCCGGCACCCCGCCGCCCUCCCCAAUGUCCUCGGCCAUCGAGAGGAAGAGCCUGGAUCCGUCCGAGGAGCCAGUAGAUGAGGUGCUGCAGAUCCCCCCGUCUCUGCUGACAUGUGGAGGCUGCCAGCAGAACAUCGGGGACCGCUACUUCCUGAAGGCCAUCGACCAGUACUGGCAUGAGGACUGCCUCAGCUGCGACCUCUGUGGAUGUCGCCUGGGCGAGGUGGGACGGCGCCUCUACUACAAACUGGGCCGAAAGCUGUGCCGCAGAGACUACCUCAGGCUGUUUGGCCAAGAUGGUCUCUGUGCUUCCUGUGACAAGCGGAUCCGUGCCUACGAGAUGACCAUGCGGGUGAAAGACAAAGUGUAUCACCUGGAGUGCUUCAAAUGCGCCGCCUGUCAGAAGCAUUUCUGUGUUGGUGACAGAUACCUCCUCAUCAACUCCGACAUCGUGUGUGAACAGGACAUCUACGAGUGGACUAAGAUCAAUGGGAUGAUCUAGGCCAGAGUCCCUAGGCAUCUUUGCAGGGAGUGUCCCCUGAAGGCACUGUCUCCAUGGGGUCUUCAUGCUUAGGCACUUUUGGAGACUCAAGGGUGGGGUAUUUCUUAAGGGACAGUGGACCUGUAUUGGGCACUAAGACAUAGCAAUUGAGUGACGCCUGUAAGGACCAUCACUCAUGUGUGGCAAAUGAACCAACCCUUAGAGAAAUUGUGGCUACAGUCUAUUGGUAGGAACUGACAUGAUUAGUGGGAGAAAGGAAUAUUUGAGGGCCAGCUGGCACCGUGCCACCAUGAUGGAAUUUCCCAUCUACAUAUGGGAGCUCUUUGCAAAGACUUGGUAGUCAUUGAUGUGUACAAGCUAGAGAUGUACAAUUGAUUUCUUUUCUUCCCAGCAUCUGUAAACAGCCCUGUCCAAUCACUAUGCUCCACACAGGGAAGGAAGGGCAGGGGAGAAUGGCCAUCUUCCUGUCCCUGGUCACCUUCCCAAGGCCUUGCGCUUUGGAUCUAAUGGAAACUGCAUGGAGACCCAUUUCAGUUGGGAAUGGAAAGCACAUCUUUUAACCAAACAAAUGUUUAAAACAAGUCUGAUGAAUCACUGUUUUUAGACACCUUCAUUUUGAGGUGAGGCGUUCCACAGAUUGUUUCUAUACAGAUGUAAAUCUAAAAUAAAGACCCUCGAAAUUGUUCAACUAUUUUAUUAUCUUAGAAUUAUAUCAAAGUAUUUGUUGUGUGUAGU